GCUGGGCUGGGCCGGGCCGGAUCGGACUGAGCUGGGCAGCGUAGGGCGGGGAAGAGGGGGAGGGGUUGAAAACCCCGCCCCCCCCUCCGGAGCCUGGGGAAAUCACACUGUGCUGGGGAAAGGGCCGCGGCAGUGUAGUGAGGGGCCCGAGGCGUUGCGGCCCUCGUGUCACCUGGUGGCCGGAGCUAGAACCUCUGAGGACGCGGAUGGCACUCCAGGCGCCUUUCUUUCCAACCACCGCCCCCUCCUGAGGCCUGCAGAAACGCAGUUCGGUCGUACCUCCCCUUGCUUCCGUGCCAACUGCCCCUCUGGAACCAAAGGAGGGGUGAUCUAGGCCCCUUUAUUUCUCGCAGCGUUUUCUCUCCCCACCUCUCAAAUUGCUCAGGAAUUUUCCUUGCAGACUCCCUGCCCAGACCAGCCCCAUCUCUUCUCACAGCUAACCCCUGGUCAAACACACGCAGAAGUACUCACCCGUGAUCUCACCCGUGAUCAUACUAAGCCUUGCAGACAAUCUGUUCUGUGGCUUUUCAGCUGCCUGUGUGACUGACCUGCGACCCUUCCCUCGAGCCAGUGGCUUCUGUCUCCACUUGCAACCACCCUCCUCUGAACCCUUAACAGCAGGAGUUAACCCUCAGCAGGAGUAUAAGGGCUCCUCCUCUUUGUUUGGUUUGACUAAAAGUUGUUAGUUUGUGCUAUGGACAUGCUCUGUUCCCUCAGAAAAGUGUCAGCCCAGUUUUUAUUUUUCUAGGCAUUAGAUGUUAUUGUCUCCUAGGAGCUUUGAUAACCCUUUCUGCCUUCGUCUCUGUACUGACCUUCCCAAAAGUAGACUCUUUGGCCUAGUUCUUCCACCACCUUGGAUCUGGGGAGCAGUGCCACAUCGAGGCUCUCACUUGGAGACAGCCUUAGAGCUGUUGCUUUUUCUCUGUCCAGACUUUGCAGGUGAUACUCAGAAGGCACAAGGAAUGCUAGUGGAGUCCCUUAUCCCUCCUCCCAACUUCUCUUCCAAGCUGCCCCUUGGGCCUUGAUCCAGAAAGCCACUUCAGAAAGGUGGUGUGGUAGCCAUGGGAGGCCUCUUGUUGGAAAGUAUGUGACAGCUGAGCAGUUAGAGGAGUUUGUGGCCAUGUAUUUUGAGUAACUUUCAGGUCGUACCGUCUAUUAUAUGAAGGUGGGCAGGUUUGGAGGGAGGAUGGGAAUAUUUCCUCCUACAACCAAACACCUGGGAUUCAUAAUCUUUCCCCUUUUCUCCUCCAGUUAUACACCCUUUUGCACUUAUUCUGUAUACUGUAUUGCAGUAGACAGUUAUUUCAAGGACACAGCAAAGUUUACUACGAUGUAAGAGACUCUUGUACAUUACAAACUAUAGAGAUGAGAUCAGUUACAGGUUUACAACAUUUUUUCCCCAGUUAAUUUGGCACAGGCAUAAAACAUAUAACAAUUCUGGACUCUUUUUUCUUUUUUAAACCUUCCUUUACAUUUGGCCAGCACUAGAAAAGUUAGAUCCUUUCUGCUUGAACUCCAGAUUUACUUACUUUGCCUUAGAUACUGGUUCUCAAAUUUACUAUGCAUCUUAAACACCCGAAGGGCUUGUUAAACUCAUUGCUGGUGCCACCCCUGGAGUUUCUGAUAAUAGGUUUGGGCUGGAGCUUGAGGAUUUGCAUUUCUAACAUGUUCUUAGGUGCUGGUGCUGCUGGUCUGGGUGGGUUUCUUAAACUGAGAAUCACUGCCUUUGGCCAGACUUGUUCACAUAAACAUUGCAGUGGUUUGGGUAUCAGAAAACUUGUGUGUGAGUACUUCUGUGCUGGGAAGUAGUAAUAGGAUCUUGUAUUUAAGAUUUAACCACUUAGGUCUUUCUUUCAUUUGUAGAAUGAAGAACAUAUACUUUAAAAAAAACUCCAAAUGCUGCUUAUCAUAUUGAAGGUGAAACAGUGAUGAGUUUUUCUCUUGAUUUUUCUUAUUUUUCUUGAUAGGAGCCUCCAUUUUGGUCAUACAGCUUAUACACAUAUUUUAGGUUUUUGCUGUGAAUCCCUGGUAUGUAAAGUUACUGCUGUUUCUUAACUAUAUGUUAAAAUCUUUAAGGUCAGAGCCUGUGCUUUUUUCAUCUUUCUCUGCCUAGCACCUUCAGUUGUGUGGGACGCAAAACUGAUGUUCAUAUAUUUGGAAUGAACUCCAUCCCCUGCCCAUCUGCCCCCUUGAAGAAGUUUUUCUUCACUAAUCCUGUGCCACAUGGUAAAGCAGUAGUGAAUGAUUGUGCCAUCUGAUUUCCCUAGGAGAUUGGAAUAAAUGAUAACGCCAAAUGCCUAUAACUGUCCCUGUGAGUGGUUUAUUACCCAGAGGUCCCGACAUCCACUGAUUCUGAAUUUCAUUAUAUCUUUAUCCAAGUUAGGGGAAGAGAAACAGCUUAAUUAAAUGCAACACAUUUUUAUUGAGCACCUUUUCUGUACCAAGUGUUUGACAAAAUGUUAGGCGUUGGAAAUAUAAAAAUGAUUAAGGAGGUCCUUGCCCUUAGGGGCAGGACUUACAGUGGAAGAUAAAGAUACUAAACAUUCCUCACAACAAGAAUGGUAUCCUGGGAUUACUUUAUGUUGGACCAUGAUUUAGCCUGCAGUGGAAACCUGAUACUCUCAUAUUCCUCUGGUCCUGCAGGCAUUGGUCCCAUCCUUUAACAGCUCAUCAUAUGCAAGGGAGCCCUAAGCAAAACCAAAAGGAAGUCAUAUAGAUAAAGAAUGGAGAUGCAAGGGAGCCCUGAGCAAAACCAAAAGGAAGUCAUAUAGAUAAAGAACGGAGAUUAUCUCGACUAGCAUAUUAAUUACAAAACUGAAAACUUGGUCUCUUGGGAGAAACUCGAGGUGCCCAGGCUGAGACUGGGGUGUGAUGACAGUGUGAGCUCUAGAUGGUGUGAGACCACCCCAGAGCCAGAAAAUGGCUGCAGCCUUGGAACCAGAGGACCAAGAUCUUUGGGAAGAAGAGGGGAUUCUAAUGGUGAAAUUGGAGGAUGAUUUCACUUGUAGGCCAGAAUCUGUCUUACAGAAGGAUGAUCCCGUGCUUGAGACUUCGCACCAGAACUUCCGACGCUUUCGCUACCAGGAAGCAGCAAGCCCUCGAGAAGCUCUCAUUCGACUCCGAGAACUUUGUCAUCAGUGGCUGAGGCCAGAGAGGCGGACAAAGGAGCAGAUCCUAGAGCUGCUUGUACUGGAACAGUUCCUUACUGUCCUCCCUGGAGAACUGCAGAGCUGGGUGCGGGGCCAACGGCCAGAAAGUGGCGAGGAGGCAGUGACACUGGUGGAGGGUUUGCAGAAACAACCCAGGAGACCAAGGCGGUGGGUGACUGUCCAUGUUCAUGGCCAGGAAGUCCUGUCAGAGGAGACAUUGCAUCCAGGAGCAGAACCUGAGUCACCUAGGGAGCUGCAGGAUCCUGCGCAGACCUUGACCCCCGAGGAGUCCCAUGAGGAGACCACACAGAACCCAAAUCUGGGGGCACCAGAGGAGCAGAGCCUGUACCAUGAAUUGGAGUUCCAGCCCCUGCAGGAGAGCGAGGUUCCAGUACCCCAGGACCCAGACAUUCCUGAGGAGAGGAACACUGGGAACUCAGAGAUGGUUGCCCUUCUUACUGCUCUGUCACAGGGUUUGGUAACUUUCAAGGACGUGGCUGUAUGCUUCUCCCAGGACCAGUGGAGUGAUCUGGAUCCAACACAGAAAGAGUUCUAUGGAGAAUAUGUUUUGGAAGAAGACUGUGGGAUUGUGGUCUCCUUAUCAUUUCCAAUCCCUAGACUAGAUGAGAUCUCCCAAGUUAGAGAAGAGCCUUUGGUCCCGGAUAUCCUAGAGCUUCAAGAGCCUCAAGAGCCAGAAAUCCUGAGUUUUACCUACACAGGAGAUCGGAGUGAAGAUGAAGAGUUUCUUGAGCAAGAAGAUCUGAAUUUAGAAGAUCUACACAGGUCUGUUUUAGGAGAUCUUGAAAUCCACCAGACUCCAGAUUGGGAAAUAGUCUUUGAAGAUGAUCCAGGUAGACCUAAUGAAAGAAGAUUUGGUACAAAUAUUUCUCAAGUUAAUAGUUUAACGAAUCUUCGAGAAACCACACCUAUCCACCCUCUGUUAGGGAGACAUCAUGACUGUCCUGUAUGUGCAAAAAGUUUCACGUGUAACUCACACCUUGUUAGACACCUGAGAACUCACACAGGGGAGAAACCCUAUAAAUGUUUGGAGUGUGGGAAAAGUUACACACGGAGCUCGCAUCUUGCCAGGCACCAGAAGGUUCACAAAAUGGGCACUCCUUAUAAAUGUCCCCUAAACCGGAAGAAUUUGAAUGAGACUUCCCCUCUAGUCCAGGCUGAAAGAACUCCACCUGUUGAGAAACCCUAUAGAUGUGAUGAUUGUGGAAAACACUUCCGUUGGACUUCAGACCUUGUUAGGCAUCAGAGGACACAUACAGGAGAAAAACCCUUCUUCUGUACUAUUUGUGGCAAAAGCUUCAGCCAGAAAUCUGUACUAACAACGCACCAAAGAAUCCACCUGGGAGGCAAACCCUACUUGUGUGGAGAGUGUGGAGAGGACUUCAGUGACCACAGACGGUACCUGGCACACCGGAAGACACAUGCAGCUGAGGAGCUUUAUCUCUGUAGUGAGUGUGGGCGGUGCUUCAACCAUAGUGCUGCAUUUGCCAAGCACCUGAGAGGACAUGCAUCAGUGAGGCCCUGCCGAUGCAAUGAAUGUGGGAAAAGCUUCAGUCGGAGGGACCACCUCGUCAGGCAUCAAAGAACACACACUGGCGAAAAACCAUUUACGUGCCCUACCUGUGGAAAAAGCUUCAGCAGAGGCUAUCACUUAAUUAGGCAUCAGAGGACCCAUGCAGAAAAGACCUCCUAGCUAGGUCCCAUGUGAGGAGAUCUAUAUUCAGCCCUGACCCAGAGAUGGGCUAGGAGAAGCCCUCUCAUCAGCCUGGGGAGACCUUUUCCAGGGAGUCUACAUGACCUGCCCAGAUCUACUACAUAACCUCUCCUGCAAUUAAGUAAAACCCCUGAGCAUAACCUCUCAACCUUUUACUCCUUGAAGAACUAGCUACUUUACCCAAAGUACAACCUGAAUUGAGGCUUCUUGAUUGGAGUGUUCCUGCCUCUACUUCAUGGGUACGAAGUAGGAGAAUUAGAAUACUUCAGGGGUUGUGGUUAUUAUAUUUUCCCCAAAAUGAGCUGUUCGAUAUCCUAAAGACUGCUCAACAGCCUCAAGUUUAAAGUGACCCAGGACAACCCCUUAAGUUUGGUAAGGGACCAGCCUGUAGGACUCUGUCUUUACUGGGCUCAAAUCUUAAAGCACAUAGCCCCGAACUCGAGGCCAGAGAUUUGCAUUCUGAUGGCUUUGCCACACAUUCACAGGAUAACUGUACACAUCUCACUGAUUCAACUUUCUCCCCAUGCACUUUCCUUGACACUGGGGAGAGAUGGGAGAAGUGUUUGAUGAGUGAAAACCUCAAGGCUGCUUCACAUGGACCUUGUCAGUAUACUUCUCUUCCCCAUUGUCAAAGUGAUACCAGGUGCCUGGCACUGCUAGAAAGGAGGACCUAGUCAGAAGCCUCUUUCCUGGUGGGUUUUUUUCCCUUGUUAGAAUACUCAUGCCGUUAGCCUUCCUACUAUUCUACCAGUCUCUUGGUUUUGUCCCUAGCACUUUUUCUACUGCAAGUGGGGUGUAGCAUUUGGGUGCCAAGGAAUUUAGUAAAGCAUAAUUAAAUCAUAAUGAAAUAAUUUACAUUUGCACAUACAUACAAACCCACCUACCCCACCCUCUUCUCGGGUUUGAGGGAAUUUUGGAACAGUGUCAGCUUAUAAAGACACUAUGAUAAUCACAGAAUCAUAAUUCAUUGGGUCACAUAACAUGAAGAAAACUGGAGAAGAUCUGAGAUCAAAUUAUGGAAAAAUUAAAGAGCUGUUACUGCUGGCCAAGGCUAUCAAGACUAUUCUGACACCCCACUCCCAUGAUCCCUGGUUCUCUGAUAUCAGGGAAAAUUAUGAACCCCAGCACCUGGGACCCUGAAGAAUUUACCAGGAGUAAAUGGCUUUCAUGUAUUUUCAUUGUUUGCUUUUUCUUAUGUGAUUUUAUUUUCAUGUAAUUAAGAACUAAAUAGAUAUGGCCCAAGGAUUUCUGUUGUCUGAUAAAGGUUCCAUGGAGACGAGGCUGAAUGAUUAUGAACCUCACGUAGUCUGAUUGUGGGAGUGGCAGGACUGGGGAGACUGUCCUCCAUAUAUGGAGCACAGGGUGUGGGAUUAAAGCAUGAGAAGGGGCACUGUCUUCUAUGGUUUCUUCUGCUCCGAUUUUCGGUUCACUGUGUACACCAGAGGAGUAUGGGCAGGAUAACAAGGCCUCAACCUUAACAGCUCAACAAGGAAAUUUUCAUUUUGAUCAGCAAUGAUAGUCUCAUUGACUGGUUUUAAUACCAGUCAACCAUUGUUCUUUGGAAAUAUAUACAUAUGAAAUAAAAGUAACAUGGGGCAGCCAAGUUCCCUGGUUUCUGAAAGUUUACAGUUAACUUAUUCACUUCUAGGAUGUCGGGUUAUUGAUUCUGUUGAGUAUUCACUUCUAGGAUGUCAGGUUAUUGAUUCUGUUGAGCAUUCAUACUCAAAAAGAGACCAGGGAGUACAGAGUAGUUUUCCAUGCAGUCAGGCUUGGCAUGGUUAGCAAAGCCACAGGUAGAAAUGUACACACAGGUAAGACCUGAGCCUGGAGUUUGCAGAAGAGACUGUCCUAAUAUGCAAACAUUUCUGAACUGUAGAUCAAAAGUUUAUACAAUUUGUCCUGGGUGAAAUAUCGCAGCCUCAAAAGAUAAUUUCUCCUAGCUCUUACCGUUUCUGGAAGUUGAUAAAAUUCUGGAGGUACAGAACAAACUGACUUAAUUCACUAAUUUCACUGCAUUAUUGCAGUAAGUGAAAAUCUAUCAAGAGAAUUCUAUAUAAGGGAAAGUUUGAGAGACUGGUCCAGUUUCUUGGAACAUCAAGUAGUUCUUUUAUUGUUAAUCCCUAUGCUGAUACUAAAUCUCUGGUCCCUUGUAAGCUACUGUAUUUUCCGGAGUUCGAGAAGGGACAUGAUAUCUCCUAAAUCUGAACACAAACUGUCCCUGUUUGCAGUAGCAGGGCUAGUACAAGAUAAACUGGAAUGAGCAAGAAGCAGUAAGGAAGAUGCAGAAGCACAGAAUGUUCUUGCCAUUUAUAAGGAGUUCCCUGUAGAAUUUUGUGAAGCAUUGAAUUUUGAUGUUCUUAAAUACCAUAUAAAUAGAGAAGUUUGAGGAAGAAAAAGGCAGGAUUUUGAAGAUAUUGGGAGAAAGCUAUGAAGUCUAACUUAGAGAAUUGCUGGGUAGCUGGAAUGAUGGAAUAAUGUGCUAAUAAAGUUACAAAGUUAAAAUGA
Molecule: messenger RNA, 7386 nt
Organism: Pteropus alecto (black flying fox)
Lineage: Eukaryota; Metazoa; Chordata; Mammalia; Chiroptera; Pteropodidae
Gene: ZNF202
Product: zinc finger protein 202
Exons: 7
Coding region: 2920-4860 (646 amino acids)
Biological process (GO): negative regulation of transcription by RNA polymerase II
Molecular function (GO): DNA-binding transcription repressor activity, RNA polymerase II-specific
Source: RefSeq, a predicted model, not a curated record